Molecule: messenger RNA, 1704 nt
Organism: Fraxinus pennsylvanica
Lineage: Eukaryota; Viridiplantae; Streptophyta; Magnoliopsida; Lamiales; Oleaceae
Source: the annotation of a GenBank genome assembly
AUGGCGACUGCCACCACGAACCCCCGCCUACACUCGCUCAGACGGCUGCGCCGCCGGUUUCCCAACCGCGUAUUCGCGGCGGUUUACACCUUUGUUAUACUGGCCUUGUUCUACCACCAUGCACUCACCCUCCUUCACUUCACCACUUUCACAUCUUUCUGCAUAUCCCUCACCAUGUUCAUAUCUGAUAUUAUUCUAGCUUACAUGUGGUCCACAACCCAAUCAUAUCGAAUGAAUCCGAUGACCCGACGAGAAUUCCCCGAAAACCUCGUAAAAUUCUUGGACCGGAAAGAUUUUCCGGCCAUGGAUAUAUUUAUAUGCACUGCAGAUCCAUAUAAAGAGCCACCAAUUAACGUUGUUAACACAGCUUUAUCAGUUAUGGCUUAUGAUUUUCCGACAGAAAAACUGUCGGUCUAUUUGUCGGAUGAUGGAGGAUCAGAGCUUACACUCUUUGCUUUCAUGGAGGCUGCUGAAUUUGCUAGAAUUUGGUUGCCUUUUUGUAGGGAAAAUGAUAUUAUAGAAAGAUGUCCAGAUGCUUAUUUCAGCUCAAAUUAUGAUGAAAACCCUAUGACUGGGGAAGUUAAGAGGAGGUAUGAACACAUGAAGAUAAGGGUAGAAAAUGUGGUCGAGAAAGGGAAAGUUAGUGAUGAAUAUAUUUCUAGUGAACUGCAACAUCAACUCUUGAGUCAAUAUUGGACAAAAGACUUUACUCGUCAAAAUCAUCCCUCGAUCAUUCAGGUUCUAUUAAAUGCCAACAAGGACAAAGAUAUUAAGGGACAUCCGAUGCCCAACCUUGUCUAUGUCUCCAGAGAGAAAAGAAAGACUACUCCACAUCAUUUCAAGGCAGGAGCCCUCAAUGCCCUUAUUCGUGUCUCGGGAAUCAUGACCAACGCACCGGUUGUCUUAACUCUAGAUUGCGAUAUGUAUUCCAACGAUCCUUUGACGCCUCAACGAGUUCUUUGCUACAUUUCGGAUAAGUCAAGUCGGCCAAAUUUAGGGUACAUUCAAUUUCCACAACUCUAUCAUGGGCUCAACGAGGCUGAUAUCUAUGCGUCUGAGUAUAAAGGCUUGUUUCAAAAAAAUCCCAUUGGCAUGGAUGGGCUGAGUGGGCCUAACUAUGUUGGGACUGGAUGCUUUUUUCUUCGACAUGCAUUUUUUGGUGGCCCAUCAUCACCAGUUCAGCCAGAAAUCCCCGAGCUCAGCCCCAAUUACAUUGUGAACAAGCCCAUUAUGGAUCAAAAAAUUUUGGAUCAAGUCCACCAUGUUUCUGGAUGCAAUUAUGAGAACUUAACCAGUUGGGGUUCGAAGAUGGGGUUCCGUUAUGGCUCUUUGGUAGAGGAUUAUUACACUGGAUACCGGCUUCAAUGCGAAGGAUGGAAGUCCAUAUUUUGUGAUCCAGAGAGGCCUGCAUUUUUGGGUGAUGUGCCCAUAACUCUCAUUGAUGUUCUGAACCAGAACAAGAGAUGGGACAUUGGGCUGCUCGAAGUGGGUUUCUCAAAGUAUAGCACAUUAACUUAUGGUAUCCGGACCGCAGGGAUUUUGGUGGCCCAGGCCUUUGGACACUAUGCAUUCUGGGGCAUUUGGAGUUUUCCAAUUACAUUCUAUGCUUUCAUCCCUUCACUCACUCUUCUCUAUGGAAUUCCCGCCUUUCCCAAGGUAUCUGAUCCUUGGAUUUGCGGUACUGAAUUGCUUGCCAUUAUAUGA